AUGAGGGGUCAGGAGAUGAGGGGUCAGGAGAUGAGGGGUCAGGAGAUAAGGGGUCAGGAGAUAAGGGGUCAGGAGAUGAGGGGUCAGGAGUUGAGGGGUCAGGAGAUGAGGGGUCAGGAGAUGAGGGGUCAGGAGAUGAGGGGUCAGGAGAUGAGGGGUCAGGAGAGGAGUGGUCAGGAGAGGAGUGGUCAGGAGAUGAGGGGUCAGGAGAUGAGGGGUCAGGAGAUGAGAGGUCAGGAGAUGAGGGGUCAGGAGAUGAGGGGUCAGGAGAUGAGGGGUCAGGAGAUGAGUGGUCAGGAGAUGAGGGGACAGGAGAUGAGGGGUCAGGAGAUGAGGGGACAGGAGAUGAGGGGUCAGGAGAGGAGUGGUCAGGAGAGGAGUGGUCAGGAGAUGAGGGGUCAGGAGAUGAGGGGUCAGGAGAUGAGGGGUCAGGAGAGGAGUGGUCAGGAGAUGAGGGGUCAGGAGAUGAGGGGUCAGGAGAUAAGGGGUCAGGAGAUGAGGGGUCAGGAGAUGAGGGGACAGGAGAUGAGGGGUCAGGAGAUGAGGGGACAGGAGAUGAGGGGUCAGGAGAUGAGGGGUCAGGAGAUGAGGGGACAGGAGAUGAGGGGUCAGGAGAUGAGGGGACAGGAGAUGAGGGGUCAGGAGAUGAGGGGUCAGGAGAUGAGGGGACAGGAGAUGAGGGGUCAGGAGAUGAGGGGUCAGGAGAUGAGGGGACAGGAGAUGAGGGGUCAGGAGAUGAGGGGACAGGAGAUGAGGGGUCAGGAGAUGAGGGGUCAGGAGAUGAGGGGUCAGGAGAUGAGGGGUCAGGAGAUGAGGGGACAGGAGAUAAGGGGUCAGGAGAUGAGGGGUCAGGAGAUGAGGGGUCAGGAGAUGAGGGGACAGGAGAUGAGGGGUCAGGAGAUGAGGGGUCAGGAGAUGAGGGGACAGGAGAUGAGGGGUCAGGAGAUGAGGGGACAGGAGAUGAGGGGUCAGGAGAUGAGGGGUCAGGAGAUGAGGGGUCAGGAGAUGAGGGGUCAGGAGAUGAGGGGUCAGGAGAUGAGGGGUCAGGAGAUGAGGGGUCAGGAGAUGAGGGGUCAGGAGAUGAGGGGACAGGAGAUGAGGGUCGUGACAGCAGGGCAGAUCUUUGCAUCACUCACUGACGAGCAGUAUUGGGACAAACACGUUAUUUAG
This is a messenger RNA of Cololabis saira (Pacific saury), 1170 nucleotides long. RefSeq names its product involucrin-like. Lineage: Eukaryota; Metazoa; Chordata; Actinopteri; Beloniformes; Belonidae. Bases 1 to 1170 code for a protein of 389 amino acids. The transcript has a single exon. The record is from RefSeq and is a predicted model, not a curated record.